CCAAUCACACACACUCAGUAUACUUGUGUACGUACACAGACGCAGUCAGGUAAAUGGGAAAACGAACAUUAUAACACCAGUAUAACGAAAACAUAUAUUGAACGUGUUCAAACUGUCAAACAUGGCGGAUACCGAGAACCCCUUGGCGAAUGGGUAUGUCAAUUACAACGGGAACGGGACACAUGCUCCAAACGGUACAAUCAGCAUCGAGGGACUGACCCAGGACACGUCCAGUUCGGACGGUAAAGUGGACGAUGCUGACCGCGUGUCCAUGUCGUCUGCCAAAAGGUCCAGUGAAGGGAGUCUAAGAGGAUUGCCUGCAUUGCCCAAAGAUUCUGAACUUCCAGCACUUCCGGCCCAGCCUCCCAGGAAUAUAGAGAAACUACCACCCAGAAUGCGGCCAAGAAACAUCCAAAAUGGAGCCAAAUUUAUUCCGGAAAAAGAAAUCACCAUUCCUAGCGAUGGAAACAUAUCUGGAUUUUGCGUUGAAGAUAUGACGACAUUUUUUAAACACAUGGGACUAUCAGACAGAAUAGUGAAUCAUUUAAACAAGAAAUCAGUGAGUGGAAAGAGAUUCUCAAAAUUUACAGAUUCGGAGCUAGAAACAAUUGGUAUCAACAAUCCAAUAUUAAGACAUUUCCGCGACAAAAGUUCUGUCUCAAGUUCUAAGAAACGACUGCCUUUCAUGUUAUAAAACAGUUUAUCAUCGUUAAUCUCAACUACAGAAGGAUUGUCUCGAGUUCCAAGAAAUAUCUGCUUUUCAUUUUGUGCAGCAGUUCAUUACCACACUUCUCCACGGGUGAGGUGUUGUCUCCGGUUCCAUGACAUGUCUGCCCAUGGUAGAAAAAGACGUUACGUCACUUUUCCCGGAGAGGGAAAUGUUGCAGCCAUUUCUGUGAAAAAACACCAUUUGUGUUGUGAAGUAUCAAAGCAUUUGUAUGUAUACAUGUUUCGCCUCAAACAAACUCAACAAAAGGGUGCCUUAUUUUAAAAAGCCAGUCACACUUAUUGGAUAAUGGUAAUUCUCCUAUAAUAUUGGAAGAUAAAUGAUUUGCCAUGUUCCACAAGAUGCCAGUUUUCGUAAUUUUGCUCUGUAUAUAGAUUGAGCUCAGUCGUUUAGUUUGGGAUCAGCUGUGUACACUUUGAUGUACAUUAUUGAUAAAACUCCAUGUUAACUUCCACUCCCUGUCCUGAUGUUGUGUUACAUGUGCGUGUAUAACCACGAAAAUGUAUAAAAUCAGCACAGUGUCUCGUAAAAUGUAGGUGUAUAUGUGGAGCCAAGUGGUAAUGCCCAAAGUGUUGAUAAUUAUGGUAAUUUCAUUUGUAAUAAAAUAGAGGGGAACAUCAUUUUUCAAGAUCUUAAUGUAUGACUUGAUAUACAUGUAUAUUUUUUCAAUGUUUUUGUUCCGCAUUUUUUUGUCCUAUUUAGCAUGACGCCCCUUAACAUUGACCAUUUAUUAUCGACAUAACUGGAAUUAUGUUGUGUAUUAUAUAGCACACAUUCUACAAACAUCCGUUAGCAAGGCUCCCGUGUAACAUGGAGUUGACCCGUGUAAUGUGUAGUUUACCCAUGUAAUAUGAAGUUAACCCGUGUAAUUUUGCGUUUACCCGUGCAAUGUGUAGUUAAUCCGUGCAAUGUGGAGAUGAUGCGUGUAAUGUGUAGUUUAUCCGUGUAAUGUGGGGUUUAUCCGUGUAAUGUGGGGUUUACCCGUGUAAUGUGUAGUUUAUCCGUGUAAUGUGGGGUUUACCCGUGUAUUGUGGGGUUUACCCGUGCAAUGUGGAGUUGAUCCGUGUAAUAUGUAGUUUAUUCGUGAAAUGUGGCGUUUACCCGUGUAAGACAUCUCUGUGCAAUUCUACAUAUUAUACAUGUUACUCCAUUGUUAUAUUGUGUUGAUACACACCGAAUGGUAUUAACAAUUAUAGAAUAUAGGUAUAUAACUGUACAUGUAUGAUAAAUCACAAGAAUACUAAUUACCGAGGCAUUUUUUCACUGUUUCACAUCUCUCACGAAGGAGGGCCACAUCUCUCCAGAAAAAAAUGUGGGAAUCGGUCUUGUGAUUUUAUUAUGUAAUCAACAUGUUAGACGGUGUUGUCUGUCAUCUACAAUAUUUCAUGAUGACUCGUAUAGCUGUCACUUCAGUUGUCAUUGAUGCUUUAACAUAACUGACCUGAUUUCUUCAAAGUUCUCUAACUUAUCAUAGGAGAGUAUUAUUGGAUUUAUGAAAACAAACCUUUAAAUUCUCCAAUGCUUUCCUACAGUAAAUUUUAAGUUGAAGAAUGUCCUUAAGUUUAGGAACAUUGAUGAAACGGGUCAGAUAAAUCAUGAUAUUCCUUACUGUACAUAUCGGCAAUAUAUGUUUACAAAGUUAAGCUAGUAUGUGAUAUAUUAAUCGACCACCGAUCAAUAAUAGUGUCAAAUUGUCGUUUUAAAAAAACAUGUUACAACAACUCGUUCCAAAAAACAGAGUAUGAUCCCAUGUAAGAGUAUGCCAAAUCAUGAUAAAAUUGUCUUUAUUUGCUCUAUUUUGUAUUAAUUAAAACUGGGUAUAUAGUCUGCUGACUAACAUUGGGUAUAUAGUCUGCUGGACUAACAUUGGGUAAAUAGUCUGCUGGACUAACAUUAGGUAUAUAGUCUGCUGGACUAACAUUAGGUGUAUAGUCUGCGGGACUGAUAUUGGGUAUAUAGUCUGUUGGACUAACAUUAGGUGUAUAGUCUGCUGGACUAACGUUGGGUAUAUAGACUGCUGGAGUAACAUCGGGUAUAUAGUCUGCUGGACUAACAUUGGGUAUAUAGUCUGCUGGACUAACAUUAGGUGUAUAGUCUGCUGGACUAACAUUAGGUGUAUAGUCUGCUGGACUAACAUUGGGUGUAUAGUCUGCUGGACUAACAUCGGGUGUAUAGACUGCUGACUAACAUCGGGUGUAUAGUCUGCUGGACUAACAUUGGGGGUAUAGUCUGCUGGACUAACAUUGGGUAUAUAGUCUGCUGGACUAACAUUGGGUAUAUAGACUGCUGACUAACAUUGGGUAUAUAGUCUGCUGGACUAACAUCGGGUAUAUAGUCUGCUGGACUAACAUUAGGUGUAUAGUCUGCUUGCUAUCAUUAGAUGUAUAGUUUGCUGGACUGAUAUUGGGUAUAUAGUCUGCUGGACUAACAUUGGGUGUAUAGUUUGCUGGACUAUGACUAUGGCCCUAUGAUUUUACUAAUGGAAUUAAAGAAGUUUCAAUAUUCCUCAGUAACAAGGAUAGGGCAGUUAUACGAACGUGAAAUUCGGGGUCCUAUACAAAUUAAUGUUAAAUUGACAUGUAGUUUAUUUUUCUAAUCUAUUUGUAUAAUAAUGAUCUGUAGUACAUGUAUGUACUGACGAGUUGUAUAUCAUAAAUCCAGUGAACUAUUUGGUAUGUGGUAAUGAUGGAUUGCUAGAGAUGCGUGUCGAAUGUUAAUCCGUACGUAUGUACGUGUAGGUGUACCAGAUGUAUGUGUUGAGAUGUAAUACAAGUAGGUCACGUACGUUUAUGAAAUAGAAAAGUGUGAUGCGUCAUAAUCAAAAGAUGUGUGAUAUUGCCUUACUCUGAACAAUGUAACAGGUAUGACACUAUGGAACAGUCGCUAUACAACAUGUAUGUUACCUACAACAGUUUCAUGUAGGGUGUAUGGUUGAAUCAUACACUUCUAUCAAUCUGUGGGUUUUUGCAUAAUUAUGCUCAUGACGAUGAACUCUUUCUUACGCAUCGUUGGUUCAAUUGCGAAGUUUCUGAACACUUAAGUAAAGUAUUCUGAUCAGUUGUGACAAUCUUGUGAUUUUUCACUGAUCUAGGUCAAUGUUAUAAUUGCUAUUAUUGUUUCACUGAUCUAGGUCAAUGUUAUAAUUGUUAUUAUUGUAGAAACAGAGUUCAGAAUGUAACGACAAACAACGUUGUGAUUAAUUACGUUGCGUUUUCGUUGAGUUCACGUCCUUGGUGUAAUCAGAUGAACGCCAAAUAUUAUUCCAUAAAGACAAAAAACAUAAAAACUUGUUAUGUUAGUCAAUGUGAAUUAUGCAUUAAUGUCUACGUUUCAUGCCAUAUUACAUGUACAACAGGUAUAGCUGGUAGUUAUCCAGCCAAUAUUAUCGAUAAUGUAUUCAGGAAAAAAACAAGUCCGGUUGUUAUCAAUAGUGUAUUGUAUCCAGGAGAAAUCUUGGUAGGAUAUUAUCAAUAAUACAUUUUAUCCUAUCAAAAUUAGUUAGAAUAUUAUAUUGUUGAUAUAUCUUAUCAUGAACACUAGUUAUCGAUAAUGCUUUGUCAGAUUGUAUGCGGGAUAAAUCAAUUAUCAUCAAUAACAUAUUUGAUUAAGACGUUAAGGUUAGUGUACAAUAAGGAGGUUAUCGGUCAGUAUACUGUGAUCUGCAUUGUUCUUUGUCACACACGGUCUGGAGAUCAUGGUCUCAUAGUCACGUGAUACAGUAGAAGGAAUGAGAAAUGAGAAAUAUAUUUGAGGAAAUGUACACUUAUAAUUUAUAUGCAAAUAUUUAAUAAUAAAAUAAAUAAAUGAU
Molecule: messenger RNA, 4535 nt
Organism: Pecten maximus
Lineage: Eukaryota; Metazoa; Mollusca; Bivalvia; Pectinida; Pectinidae
Exons: 3
Coding region: 122-694 (190 amino acids)
Source: RefSeq, a predicted model, not a curated record